CACCACCAGCCGCCCGCCAGUACCCGCCCGACCGCGGCCGCGAGCAGACCGACGCGGACCCGCUCGCGGAGUGUUCAGGACGUCACAGGCGCGCGCGAGUCGCGUCGACGCGGAGCCCACGUGCGUCCAGGUCCUGCCCGUCUCGCCGGUGUCGUGACAAAACAAGUGCAGUGCCCCGGAGGAAUGGGACCGAGAGGAGCCUGGUCAUCAUCGAGUGCCCGAAGGCGGUGACGCGAGUGCUUCGCGAGUGCUCUAGUGUGCGAGUGAGUGAGGGACAGGCAGCCUCCUCUUCUUAUUCUUCUUCAUCCUGUGGAGUUUAUUGUUCGCCGCGCCAUGAUUGGAUUACGGCGGCUGUGUGUGGUGGCGGCCCUGCUGGCGGCCCUGCUGGCGGCGGCGAGCGCAGAGACUAAAGUACAACACAAAGUCAAAUGCCUCGAGGACGCCAUGAUCGUGGAGAUCGUAAAGCAGCCCGACAUGUUGGACAUCUACCCAGAGGGUCUGCGGUCCUUCCCCGAUCCCAACUGCCAUCCGCUGGUCGCGGACGGGCUGGCCGUGCUGCGGCUUGAUCUCACCGAGAAGUUUGAGUGCGGCAUCACCAAGGUCACCAACCAGAUCACGAGAGCGCAGGGAGAGCUGCGGGAGGAGGCGGCACAUUGUUUCACCUCGCCCCUGAUAGUUGAACACCCUCAGUGUGGUCUAUUCUGA
Frankliniella occidentalis (western flower thrips) is the source of this 705-nucleotide messenger RNA. RefSeq lists its product as uncharacterized. Bases 334 to 705 code for a protein of 123 amino acids. The transcript has 4 exons. The record is from RefSeq and is a predicted model, not a curated record. Lineage: Eukaryota; Metazoa; Arthropoda; Insecta; Thysanoptera; Thripidae.